Messenger RNA from Macrosteles quadrilineatus (aster leafhopper), 1232 nucleotides. Its product is annotated as peptidyl-prolyl cis-trans isomerase F, mitochondrial-like. The coding region runs from base 142 to 1200 and encodes 352 amino acids. Gene Ontology annotation, molecular function: peptidyl-prolyl cis-trans isomerase activity. Lineage: Eukaryota; Metazoa; Arthropoda; Insecta; Hemiptera; Cicadellidae. The transcript is spliced from 8 exons. The record is from RefSeq and is a predicted model, not a curated record. Gene Ontology annotation, biological process: protein peptidyl-prolyl isomerization.
AGUUGGUAUAAAAUUUUAAAUAUCAAACUUCAAGAAGUCAGUAGUAAAUUUAAAAUCCUCUGCCAAAAUUAUAGGAACAACCUUAUAAUUUAUAAUCUUUAUAACUUUUAUUAUAUUUAAUUUGUGUCAUUUUUGCAAAUUAUGGCUGGUCCUCGUGUUAGGGAAGGAACUUUAGCGAAAGUUUAUGAAAAACAUCUCAAGAAUGUAAAAACUGUUGCUGCAAAAAUAGACAACUCGGCACCUCGCCUGCCUGUUGCAGUCUACGUUAAAGAAGCGAAGUACUAUGCAGAUAUUGCCAGGUUGCGGAACCUAGAUGUGGAAAACCGAGGACUGAUUAAACGGAUCAAUACUAUAUACAGAAUCAAGGGAAGGGUGGAUUGCAAACUUGAGAGGUACAGCAGGCAAAGAACUAUUUAUAGCCAUGAAGCUGAAGCUGUGGAAAAACAACAAAGAAGAAAUGCCAAGUUUUUGCAGAAGUUAGAUUCGAAGUUUGUAAAAUCUGAAUAUAACCAAGAGUACUUAUCAAAAGACUGGAAGAAGAUGUUAAAGGCAAUGAAGUUCUCGGCGAAAUAUCCAGAGUUUUACGACAUUAAACCCUCUCGUCUAGAAAGUUGGUCGCUCUGCCCACCGAAUGUUUCUUCCGAUCCAGCUUCUCAUCAAGUGUGUUAUUUAGACCUGAAGAUCGGGGAUCUGCCACAAGUAAGUCGGUUGGAGAUUGAGGUUUACAGUGACAUUGUCCCAGCCACUGCGGCCAACUUCGUAGCGUUGUGUCAAGGAUUUGGCAAACUCGGCUACAAAGGAUCUCCCUUCCACAGGAUAGUUCCGAAUUUGUUCUGUAUCGGUGGAGACGUUGUCAACCAUUCUGGAACUGGCGGAAUGUCUAUAUAUGGUGCUUCCUUUCCAGAUGAGAACUUUACACUGCAACAUAAUGGACCAGGGGUUGUCGCCAUGUACUCCUCCACUCCAGACAACAACAAUUCACAGUUUCUUAUAACAUUCAAGCAGCUUGUAACCUUAAAUGGAAAGUUUGUGGUUAUUGGAAGAGUCAAGAAAGGUUUCAAAGUUCUUAGAAUGAUUGAGAGCUGUGGAACAAAAGGUGGCAAACCUUUGGGCACAGUGAAGGUCGUUAAAAGUGGAGUUUACAAAGAAAACAAGAAAGAAACCAUCUCUACCCCAAUAAGUGGAUGCCAAGGGCUGUAAAAUAUACAUUUGAUGUUAUAUAUAAAUAUACU